This is a messenger RNA of Harpegnathos saltator (Jerdon's jumping ant), 625 nucleotides long. RefSeq lists its product as uncharacterized. The transcript is spliced from 2 exons. NCBI's taxonomy places the organism in Eukaryota, Metazoa, Arthropoda, Insecta, Hymenoptera, Formicidae. The record is from RefSeq and is a predicted model, not a curated record. The coding region runs from base 103 to 411 and encodes 102 amino acids.
CCGUAUGUCCAAUUUACGUCCGUGGACAUAAAUUGGACGUAACAAGAAUGUCCUUAUUGAAUAUCGAACCUGUAGUACAUCCGAUAUACCAUCGGAUGUCCUAUGUCCGAAAUUGUGACAAACGUACGUUCUAUGGACGUCUUUUGUAUAGAAAAUGGACAUAUAACGGACGUCCAAUGGACAUCCGUGUGCUGUCUGGGUAUUAUUUCGUACUUCAUAUUUCACAUUUUCAGAUUGUUGUGUUGCAAUGUUGGAUCAUAUUUAUUAUUAAGCAGAAAUAGAAUCGAUAAGUCACACCCAGGUUGCUGUGGUAAAGACGCAGACAGCACCGGACAUCCAAUGGAUGUACGUUUCACGUCCAAUUUAUGUCCGCAUGUGCGAUUUACGUCCGUGGACAUAAGUUGGACGUAACAAGGAUGUCCUUAUUAGACAUCGGAUCUGUAGGACGUCUGAUGUACGUCCAUCGGACGUCCUAUGUCCGAAGUUGUGACAAACGUACGUCCUAUGGACGUCUUUUGUAAAAAAAAAUGGACAUAUAACGGACGUCCAAUGAACAUCCGUGUGCUGUCUGGGGACAAAUAGGCAGAAUGACAUAUCGAACACUGCAAUCUGAAAAUGUGAAAUG